CUGCAAGCUAGUAAUAUCGCAGACUACAUAGAUAUCUAGAGUGUAGCGAUUAUUCGACUGUAAAAUGCUAAAAUGUUUAAUGAUUUUUUGCAGCAUAUUACAAUUAAACUUUUUAUUCGCUGAAGCUUUUGAUUUUCAAUUUCAUCCUGAUAGCAGGUUGUCUAUAACUCAGACCUUAACAAAAUACGGCUAUCCAGUUGAAACCCAUCACGUAGUUACCGAAGACGAUUAUAUUAUUACGAUAUUCAGAAUACCACAUGGCAAAAAUUCUACAAAAACUCAUAAAUAUCCAGUAAUAUUGGUACCAGGAACGUGCGGCUGCUCAGAAAACUUUAUCGCAGCUGGUAUAGACCAUGGUAUAGGUUACUAUUUAUCGGAUAGAGGAUUUGAUGUCUGGUUGACAAAUACCAGAGGAAACCUCCACGCUAACAAGCAUAAGACAAUGGACCCUGAGAAAGAUAGAAAAUUUUGGAAUUUUGGGUGGCACGAAGUCGCUAUUUAUGAUACAACAGCUCUAGUAGAUUAUAUUUUGAAUGUCACCAACGCCUCUCAAGCAUUUUAUAUCGGGCAUUCACAAGGCACCACUUCUUAUUUUGCAUUUGUUGCAGAGAAACCAGAGUACAAUAAAAAAAUUAAAUUAGCUGUUCAUCUUGCGCCAAGUGUAAUAUAUAGAAAAUUUAGGAGUCCUGCCGUUUUUUUGGGAAAGCAUUCAAGUUUAAUUGAGAAAAUUACGAAAGCAUUAGAUUUUCAUUAUUUGUUUCCAAAACCAAUUAGUAUGUUCCUGAAUUUUCUACUUAAAACAUUAUGUGCAGAGAUGACAAUAUUCGUGGAUAUAUGCUAUAUGAUUCUUUAUUUUGGAGACUAUUCCAAAUCUAAUUUGAUAGAACCGAAAAAUGUUCAAAUGAUUAUGCAGACUGUUCCUGCCGGAUGUUCAGUGAAGGAGUUAGUACAUUAUUUUCAAAUUGUACAUUCAGGUUUAUUUGCCAAAUUUGAUUACGGACCUAAAGGAAAUAUAAAGAAAUAUGGAACACACACACCACCGUUGUAUAAUCUUUCUAAUGUAUUGGCUCCUGUAAGUCUAUUUGUAGCAAACAAAGACAAUUUAGUUCCCUUGGAAGGAGUACGGGAUCUUAUCACCAUGUUACCAAAUGUUGAGUCCGUAAAUGAAAUUCUGAUAGACUCCUUUAACCAUGUGGACUUUAUUUUUAGUAGCAUUACUACACAAUACAUCAAUGAACCAGUUAACCAAUUGUUUAUGAAAUAUUUAAAAAAAUAA
This is a messenger RNA of Diabrotica balteata, 1276 nucleotides long. NCBI's taxonomy places the organism in Eukaryota, Metazoa, Arthropoda, Insecta, Coleoptera, Chrysomelidae. The record is from the annotation of a GenBank genome assembly.